Messenger RNA from Kluyveromyces lactis, 669 nucleotides. It is a transcript of the gene YRA1, whose product is annotated as RNA-binding protein YRA1. The transcript is spliced from 2 exons. NCBI's taxonomy places the organism in Eukaryota, Fungi, Ascomycota, Saccharomycetes, Saccharomycetales, Saccharomycetaceae. The record is from RefSeq and is a predicted model, not a curated record. Gene Ontology annotation, molecular function: mRNA binding. Gene Ontology annotation, cellular component: nucleus. Gene Ontology annotation, biological process: mRNA export from nucleus. Bases 1 to 669 code for a protein of 222 amino acids.
AUGUCUGCUCUAGAUCAAUCAUUAGAUGAAAUUAUUGGCUCAGCCAAGCAUGCCAGAAGAAACAACAAGGCCGGGCCAAAGAAGGUUUCUAAGCAAGUCAACAAGAGCCGUACCAGAACAGGUGCCGGUCCUUCUAGAGUUCCAAAGAAGGCUGCUUCUGCUGCUGCCCUAGUGCCAGCUUUGCUAAGAGCUCCUAUUUCUACUAGAGUUAAUGUCGAGGGUUUGCCAAGAGACAUUAACCAAGACGCUGUUAAAGAAUUUUUCAACCAUCAAGUCGGUGGUGUCCAAAAAGCUUUGUUGAGUUACAACGAAAGGGGUAACUCCACUGGUAUGGCCACUAUUACCUUUAAGAACGCAGAACAAGCUAACUUAGCUGUAAAGAAAUUCCACAACGCACCAAUUGAUGGUGGUAAAUCCAAAUUGAGAUUGACGUUGAUUGUCGAUCCAAGCAGAAAGACAUUAUUGGACAGAAUCCGCCCUGUACAGAAUGCUCAGGCUGCCGCGCCAAACAAGAAGGCAGCUCCAACAAAGCCUCAACCUAAGAAGAAACCAGCCGGUCCAAACAAGAAAGCCAUUGCUGCUAAGCAAAAGAAAAGAGCUAAGCCAGAAAAGAAGUCUUUGGAAGACUUAGACAAGGAAAUGGCUGACUAUUUUGAAGAAUCCAAAUAA